GCGUUUCGCGUCUUUGUUUAUUUACACAAAACUCAAAAAGUGUCUGUGACCAACAACAACAACAAUUAUGCUUAACAAACUGUAAAUCGAUGAGCCAAAUUAUUUAAACAAUCAAUUUGAAACAAAAGCAAACGCAACUUAAAGUCAAAAUGAUGCUACACGAGGCUGUCAUGUUGGAAAUCUAUCGACAGGCGUUGUCAGCCAGCGAGCUGACCAGUCCGCGUUGCCAGUCGCGUGAGUCGAACGCAUCGGCGACCGCUGGCGAGGCGCGCUGUCCGUCCAACGAGUCGCACUGCUCGGCCAACGAUUGUCUGACGCCAGCGCCGACGCCGACGCCCACAUCCGCGGCAGCGUCGCCCGUGGGAUUGCCGCUGGCGGCGACACUGGCGCCCAAUGCUGCAGCAGCGCUGCUGCCGCCGCAGUCGGCAGCAAUGGCCGCGUAUCUGGCAGCAGCGCAGCAGAAUCAUUUGCUGCUGACGAAUCCGCUGGCGGCGGCAGCGUCGCUGGUGCAGCAGGCCAAGGAGCAGGCGCAGCGCGAACAGCACCAGGAAAUGGAGGAGGAGGAGGAGGAGGAGUCGCCGGCGCUGGAUUUUAGUCGCAAGCGUGUGGCAAGUGAGGGCGAGGCGGAGCCAGAGGCAGCGGGCAGCGAUGAGGAGCAGCUGGAGGCAGCGCCGCUGGAUUUGACUGUAAGCGCGCGCAAGCGACAAACGCCAGAGCGCGUGGGCGUGGCAGCGGCGGAGGCGGAGACGCCAGCGCGCAAGUUGCCACGUGGCAGCGACUACAGCUGGGUGCCACCAAUGAAUCCGUAUCUGGCAGCAGCUGUGGGCAAAAGCGGCGCCAACAAGGCGCUGGAGAAGAUGAGCGAGCUGAGUCGAUUGGCGACGCCGCCGCCAGCAGCAGCAGCAGCAACCGUCACGUCUGGACGUGCAACAGUUGGUGGCAGGCACAGCGCCUGGCAAUCGCAUUGGCUGAACAAAGGCGCCGACGCAGCCAAGGAUGUGUUCAAGUGCGUCUGGUGCAAGCAAAGCUUCGCCACGCUGGCGCUGCUCACCACGCACAUGAAGGAGACGCAGCACUGCGGCGUGCCCAGCAGCUCACCCACAUCAGCGCCAGCUGCCGCAGCAGCAGCGCAGCAGCAGCCGCCGCCGCCACGCGCAGCCAACAGCAGCAGCAGCAGCUCCAGCUCCAGCACAGGCAGCAGCAAAUCCGAGCUGAACAUGCUCAUCAAAGAUCAAAUGCCGCUGCCGCGCAAACUGGUGCGUGGCCAGGACGUUUGGCUGGGCAAGGGCGCGGAGCAGACGCGUCAGAUCCUGAAGUGCAUGUGGUGUGGCCAAAGCUUUCGCUCGCUGGCCGAGAUGACGGCGCAUAUGCAGGAGACGCAGCAUUACACGAACAUCAUAAGCCAGGAGCAAAUCAUCAGCUGGAAAUCCGGCGAUGAGCGUCAGUCCCAAACGCAGUCCACAGCCACGCCCACGCCGCCCAGCGUUAGCGCCGUGCUCACCUGCAAGGUGUGCGAACAAGCGUUUGGCACGCUCAAGGAGCUGAGCGCGCAUAUGGCGCAGCAGUCGCACUACAAGGAGUCCACGUCGACGUCCACGCCCACGCCCAGUUCGCCGCCAGCUGCGCCGCCCGCCAAGCGCUGCGCACGCUCGCAGCGCAGCGAGAAACGCAAAAAGUCGCUGCCAGUGCGCAAGCUGCUCGAGCUGGAGCGAUCCGCCGGCAGCAGCAGCAGCAGCGCUGCACUGGACUCCGCUUUGAAGCCGCUGCGCGACUUUGCCGCCGCCACCAAAAUCACCUGCGAGAAAUGCGGCUCCAAAAUCGAAACCGCUUUGUUUGUCGAGCACAUACGCAAAUGUCUGGGCGAGAGCAUGCCCAUUCCGCCGCGACGCCAAGCCCAAGCUGAGCCACGUUUGGCUAGUCCAGCUGGGUCUGGCGCUGCGCCGCCCUCCGUGCUCAAUGCGCUGGAGCAGCUCAUCGAGAAAUCUUUCGAGUCGCGCGUGUGCCGCUCCAGCUUCAGCGACGCCGGCACUCCGCUGGGCGCCAGCAUUUUGAAGCGUCUGGGCAUCGAUGACAGCAGCGACUAUACCAAGCCCUUGAUGGACGCCCAGGCCAUGCAGCUGCUGCGCUCCUCCUACGCUCUGCGCGAUCGCAGCGCCAGCGAGUCCAGCUCCGCCAGUCGCGUCGAGUCCGCCUAUACGCCCACGCCCAGUGCCACGCCUACAGCUACAGCGCUGCCACCGCCCAUCAAAUCGGAGCCGCUGGAGUCCGAGGAGCUCAUGGAGCGUCCGCCGCAGCAGCAGCAGCAGCAGCAGCAGAUUAGCGUCAAGAAGGAGUUCAGCCUGGAGCGUCAGCGCAGUCCCAGCGCCCACAGCGAACGCUCCAAUGCCUCGCCAGCGGCUGCUGCUGCUCCAAGCGCAACUGGAGCAGCAGCUCCGGAGAGCGGCAGUUUGCUCGCUCUCAAUUCCAUGUUCGAUCAGCUGAGCGGCACUGAGCACAACAACAACAACAACAAUGGCCUUUGCUUCAACAACAACAACAACAACAAUUUGACUGGCGCCAAUAAGAAGCCCAAGGCUCAUCCGCUGGCUGCGCUGCAGAAACUCUGCGAGACGACCGAUCCACCAGCUUCGAAUACGCGCAGCGCGUCGGCGUCCUCUGCCGGCAAUGGCAGCGGCAGCGGCAGCGAUCUGGUGGCCUUCAGCUGGGCCUGCAACGAGGCGGUGCUGAGUGCGAGCGCCCAGGCCGGCGCUGGAGCCGAGUCCAUCAUUAAGUGUGCCUACUGUGAUACGCCGUUCGGGUCGAAGGGCGCGUAUCGUCAUCAUCUGUCCAAGGUGCAUUUUGUGAAGGAUGCGGGCGAGGAUUCGCCGACGUUGAAGUCGCCAGCGCAAUCGCCCAAAGCGUUGCCACUCACAUCGCCCAAGCGCGCCAGUUCGCGCAGUCCGGCAACGCCGGCUCAGCCGACGCCAACGUCGUCGUCGUCGUCGCCUUAUGACGAAAGUCCGCAGUCAAAGUUUCUCAAGUACACGGAGCUGGCCAAGCAGCUGUCCUCCAAGAAUGCCUAAAGAGCGAGCAUUUCGAUCAAAGAGAGCGGCGGCGGCGUCGCGCUCUUUGCAGCCAAACAAAAUUUCCCCUACUUUGCUGAAUGAGAAUUUCCCCAAUCGCAUGUUGCCCCUUUGCUGACGUCACACAGGGCGAAGAAGAACAACAGUUUUGAGUGCUCGCUCAGUUUCUCUUUUUAUUGUUUCGCGUGUCCAAGCAGCAAACACAAUAAGCUAUUGCUAUCUCGCUUGCACGCGUGCGCAAUUCAAUUACCACCACUUUGACGAACUGCUGUCCAUCAAAACGAACUCACACACACACACGCGCGCGCUCACGUAUAGAGAGUGAGAGCGGGAGCGCAAGCGAGACAGCUGUAGUAUGCAGCGCAGCGUUUGACGAAAGGCGACGACAACAGUUCGUCAAAUUUGUAUGCAAAGCAAAAACAAAAAGCAAAACCAAUUGCAAAAACAAAAAGCAAAACGUCUGACGAUUGGAUUGGAGCAAAUAUAACAACUGCCCACUUGGCUGUUUCGAUGAGGUGGGGGGCGGGGGAAUAUUUUUGUAUUGAGCGCAAAAACCCGUUUGAGCGCAAAAUUGAGUGAAAAUUUUGUUUGCGUGCCAAAUUCGAAUUAAAAUACUUAA
This is a messenger RNA of Drosophila busckii, 3681 nucleotides long. RefSeq names its product protein tiptop (gene tio). The record is from RefSeq and is a predicted model, not a curated record. Bases 150 to 3062 code for a protein of 970 amino acids. The transcript has 3 exons. Gene Ontology annotation, molecular function: DNA binding; DNA-binding transcription factor activity, RNA polymerase II-specific. Gene Ontology annotation, biological process: regulation of transcription by RNA polymerase II. NCBI's taxonomy places the organism in Eukaryota, Metazoa, Arthropoda, Insecta, Diptera, Drosophilidae. Gene Ontology annotation, cellular component: nucleus.